Messenger RNA from Morone saxatilis (striped sea-bass), 3971 nucleotides. RefSeq names its product inositol polyphosphate-5-phosphatase D (gene inpp5d). The transcript has 28 exons. The coding region runs from base 199 to 3441 and encodes 1080 amino acids. NCBI's taxonomy places the organism in Eukaryota, Metazoa, Chordata, Actinopteri, Moronidae. The record is from RefSeq and is a predicted model, not a curated record. Gene Ontology annotation, biological process: phosphatidylinositol dephosphorylation. Gene Ontology annotation, molecular function: phosphatase activity.
GAGCCGUGGUUAUAGCAGCUUCCUUUUACAGCUUUCAGAGGCAGAGAAUGAACAAGUAAAAGAAAGGACUUAAAAGUACGCACCAUGAAAAGAUGAAAAUGGCGAGAAAUAAAAACUGAGUCUACUUUAGUUUGCUGGAAUAUAGUUUGAGAGCAGAUGCGCAACUCUUGAGUCUCAGACUCUUGUGUGAGAAACAGGAUGCCAAGUUAUCAACCUUGGUGCCAUGGUAAUAUAACUCGAUCCAAAGCUGAGGAUCUACUCUCCAAAGCAGCAAGAGAUGGAAGCUUCCUUAUCCGGGCCAGUGAGUCCAUACAGGGAGCGUAUGCCCUCUGUGUUUUGUUCCAGAACUGUGUGUACACAUACAGAAUCCUGCCAAAUGAGGAUAAGAAGCUCUCUGUACAGGCAUCUGAAGGAGUUCCCAUCAGGUUCUUCUCUAUGCUGCCUGAGCUGGUGGAGGCAUAUUACAGUCCCAACAUGGGGCUGGUCACACACUUGCAGUACCCUGUCCAAAGAGAGGAGGAGGUAGACGAGGAGCCAGAAUCCAAUAUUCUUCCACCGCAGCUUCCACCCAGGAAUUUUGAUGUGAAAGACAGUGAACAGCCCUGCAAGAACUUAUCAGACACCUUCCUGAUGAGACUGCAGAAUAUGGACUUGUCCACAAUACCUGAGGAGCAUCAAAUGGCUAUCCAGGACUACUUCAGGAACUUAGUCUGCUCGGACGCUGAACAUCUACAGAAUGGUUAUCCUUACCUCCCCGGGCUAAAGAAGCUAACACAGGCAAUCUGCAAAAAUCUCAACAGUGAAAUUUCCCGCAUCUUGCCAGCCCUGGAGGUCUUUCACAGAGUGCUGGACCAACAGCUCUCCCCAGGGAUUGGACAAUUUACAAAACAAAUGUCUACAGAUGCUAGUCAAUCUUUUUCCUCAAGGCUUGAGCACCUGACAAAACUGCUCUACUCAAUAGAAGAUAAGGCUAGAAGUUCUAUGUUUGAGUCUGUUGGAUUUGAAGGCGGCCACAGGAAUUCUCUCAUACCUGUUGUUACGUUCGAGGUCAAGCAAGAUUCUCUGGGUAUUUCCACCAAGAUGUUCCUGAAAGUGGAUGUUGAAAGUGGGAAGCUCUACUUCAAGAAGUCCAAAGAUGGGCCUGAAGACAAAUACUUUGUACACAACAAAAUCCUGCAGUUGGUGAAAUCCCAGAAACUGCUCGGAAAACUUCACAUCAUGGUGGAGACAGAGAAAGAGAAGAUUUUGCGAAAAGAGUUUGUGUUUGAUAACACAAAGAAAAGAGAGGGAUUUUGCCAACUACUUCAACAAAUGAAAAACAAACACUCUGAAAAGCCUGAACCAGACAUGAUCACAGUGUUUGUUGGCACCUGGAACAUGGGAAAUGCCGGCCCUCCCCACAACUUCAACUCCUGGUUUCAGUGUAAGGGCCAAGGGAAGACACAAGAUGACACCGCAGAUCACAUCCCGCAUGAUUUUUAUGUCAUCGGCACCCAGGAGGAUCCUUUGGGCGAGAGGGAGUGGGCAGAUACAGUGAAAGGUGUCCUGAGGAACAUUACAAACAUCAGCUUUAAACAGGUGGCGAUCCACACUCUGUGGAACAUUCGGAUUGUGGUCCUGGCCAAACCGGAGCACGAUAACAGGAUCUCCCACAUUUUUACAGACAGUGUGAAGACGGGGAUCGCCAACACUCUGGGAAACAAGGGAGCAGUGGGGGUGUCCUUCAUGUUCAACGGUACAUCUUUUGGCUUUGUCAACAGUCACCUGACCUCUGGAAGUGAGAAGAAGCUCAGACGCAAUCAAAACUACACCAACAUCCUGCGAUUUCUGAACCUUACAGAUAAGAAGCUCAAUCCAUUUGACAUCACACAUCAGUUCACACACCUCUUCUGGUUUGGUGAUUUGAACUACCGUGUUGAAUUGCCUUCUUCAGAUGCUGAGAACAUUGUGACAAAGAUCAAACAGCAGCAAUACCAGGAACUCCUCGGUAAAGACCAGCUCUCUAUGGAGAGGAAUGAUGGGAAGGUCUUUUUGCAUUUCGAUGAAGAGGAAAUCACGUUUGCACCCACAUAUCGCUUUGAAAGAGACACGCGAGAGAAGUAUGCCUACACAAAGGCCAAAGCCACAGGGACAAAAUACAACUUGCCCUCAUGGUGUGAUCGUGUCCUGCGGAAGUCAUACCCUCUGGUUCAUGUUGUCUGCCAAGCAUAUGGGUGCACUAAUGACAUCAUGACAAGUGACCACUCACCGGUAUUUGCCUCGUUUGAAGUGGGAGUAGCCUCACAGUUUGUCUCCAAGCAAGAUCCAAACAGUGCACCUCAAGGCGGGAUACAGAUAAUGAACUGUGUGGCUACCUUGUUGACAAAAUCAAAGACCAAGUUCUUCAUCGAAUACCAUUCCAGCUGCUUGGAGAAAACAGUCAAGACUUCAGAGGGAGAGAACAUAGAGCACCCAGAGGGGUCAAUAAAAGUUCGGUUCAGCAACCAAGUUAAGCUCAUCCCUAUCAUCUCUGACCCUGAGUACCUUUUGGACCAGCACAUCCUCAUCUGCGUGAAGUCGACAGACUGCGACGAAUCAUACGGAGAGGGUUGUGUUGCGCUGCGAGCUGCCCAGUUCUGCCACACGGAGUUUCAUAUCACACUGACUCACCACGGAGAGAAGACAGGCACCCUGACGGGCGGCAUCCAGCUAGACACCUCAGAGGGCAAGCCCACUGAGAAGUUAUAUGAUUUCAUCAAAAUUGAAAGAGAUGACACUGUCACAACAAAAGGCAAAGGCGCUGACCUAAACAAGUUUUCCAUCACCCAAGCUCAUGAUAUCUCCAACCCCAAUUACAUGGGAGUGUCCUUCCAAAGGGGCAAUGUGAUAGAUAAAGGUUGGAGUUACAGCAUGCCACCAAAAAAUAUUCCAACUGCUGGGCAAGGGAGUAAAGAAUCCAAGAAAGGUGGUUAUGAUGUGGGAACACGCAGUCCCACAGGAAAAUCUUCAAAUCCUAUGGGUGAGGGCGAAAAGGUGUCAGAGAUGUUUGACAAUCCGUUAUACGGUUCAAUGGGAAAAACACAUGGUUGGGGCAAGGACCAAGACCAUCAGCAAAAGGACCACCCUCCACCACAGGCAGCAGACGGAGACGCUGAUCGCCCCCCAUUGCCCACUCCACGCAACCGCUCCUACACCUGCUCCGAGACCAAACCUCAGCCUCCUACCCCCAUCGCCAUGUAUCCCUCAACGCACAAGAAACCAGUGGUACCCUCGCGCUCGGAAGGCGGGGUGGCCCUUAACCGACCUCCUUUACCUUCCAAGUCGCGGCCGGGUGUGCCAGAGCCCCAGACCACCAAACCCAGAGACUACAGAGACAGCUCUGAACUCCCCAGCAAACAGAGACCGCCAGCAAGACCUGGCCAGCCUCUGCCUCACAAAGACAUGGGCCGUUCUGUGAAGUGAGACCAGGCUGCAAUGAUGGUCAGCACUGACUGUACAGCUUCCUGCUCUGCAUUUUUGGAAAGAUAAUAGAAAGAAAUUCCUUCAGCCAGUCACUUGUCUGUGUGCUUUACCACGCUACAGCCAGUUAUCAUAGCUUAGCAGAAAGACUGGGAAAGAGCUAAGCUAACUGUUUCCUGCCUGUAGCUACAUAUAAUCUUCAUCAUCUAAUUCUCUGCAAGCAAGCAAAAAAGUGUAUUUUACAAAAUGUCAAACUUUUCAUAACUUCAGACUUCUGCUAAGCUUGCAUUACAAAGUAGGUUUGAAAUUAAACUCUUAUAAAUAAUUAUGUUAUAUUCUGUUUUACACUAUACAUUAGCUGAUGAAUGUUUUCACCGCACAGUAUUAUCUUGCACGGAUAUUGUCAUGUUUAUCUUGAAGGUGUACAAUAAAUGCUCAAAUAAAUUUAAAUAUCAGCUUGAUUAGACUUUGUUAUUUCAGAUUAUUGUGACAAUCAUUACCUGUGAAACUGUAAAUAAAAAGUCUGCAGUAGA